AUGACAGAAAAUAUUAGUUCACGUAUUACAAUGUUGUUGGACAAUUCAAAUAAAAUUGUGAAAUUACUAACUAACACGAAGAAGUGCGUUCGAGCUAAGAUUACAAGAGGAUAUUUGGAUGCACGUUUAGAGAUGUUAUGUGAGUACUGGUCAUCAUAUAAUAAACAAUAUGAGUAUAUUACAACUACAUAUUCAGAGUCGAAUUUUAAAUCAUGUAAUCUCGAUCUAGAGGAAAAUUAUAACUCUACUGAAGAGGCUUACUUAGAUCUCAAGACCUGGAUAAAAGAUUGGUUAUAUGAACAUGAAACAAAAUCAAUUCAAACUGAUGAUAAUAACACCAUCACCAUCGCAUCAUCUUCACACUCGAGACCACAUCUUCCUCCGAUACCCCUUCCAGUAUUUUCUGGUGAUUAUAAUGAUUGGAUUAGCUACCGAGAUUUAUAUAUUUCAUUAAUACAUAACAAUAACAGUUUAUCUAAAAUUGAAAAGCAUCAUUAUCUUAAAUCUAGUUUAACUGGGGUAGCAGCAGAAUUAUUAAAGAAUUUUACACUUACCGAAGCUAAUUAUCUCGAUGCAUGGAAAAAGCUGGAAGAAAGAUACGACAACAAGAGGAUUAUUGUCAACAACAUACUGAAUCGCUUAUUAAGUCAAAAGAAGUUAGCUGGCGAAUCAACUAAAGGUCUCAAAGAAUUAUUAGACACUACUAGUCAAUGUCUUGACUCGUUGAAAAAUCUCAACAUAUGUAUUUCUAACUGGGAUGCUAUUUUAGUAUAUGUCAUUGUCGGAAAGUUAGACUCCGAAUCACAUAAACUUUGGGAGCAGUCUCUUGGUAAUUCUACUGAGAUUCCUACUUAUGCCGAUUUAGCUUCUUUCUUGGAGAAUAGAUUCAGAAUACUAGAAAUGAUUAGUUCAACUCAAGUUAAAGAAUUGUCAAAGAAGAUAUACACACCACAAAAAUUUACAUCUGUCAAAACUUACGUUACUGAAGUAAAUAGUACUUGCACAUAUUGUUCACAGAACCAUUACAUUUGUCAUUGUAAGAAAUUUACUACACUUACCGUAUCAGAACGUCAACAUUUUAUAAAAACGAACAACAUCUGCUUCAACUGUUUGAUUAAGGGUCAUUCUGUGAAACAAUGUCGGCAAAGCACAACCUGUAAGAAAUGCGGACGACGUCAUCACACUUUGCUGCAUUUAACAACUCUUAACAAACCAGAGAUUACAACUGAGAGAAAUGAGUCAGUACAGAGUCCCUCUACGUCUUGUCAUACUGCUAACACGAAACCUGAAACAAAUAAUAAACAAAUUAUUUUACCUACUGCUCAAAUUAAAGUAAAGGCAAACAAUGGCUCUACUUACGUUCUCAGGGCACUUGUAGACCAGGGCUCUCAGGCUUCUUUUGUUACUGAAGCAGCUGUACAACUGUUGAAUCUUGAUCGCACACCUGUAAUUGGUAAAAUCACUGGAAUAUCCAACUCACAAGAAGUUACUACGAAGUCUAUAGUAACACUCACAAUUCAUUGUAAAAACCCAUCACUUUCACGUAUUGAAGUUAACGCUUAUGUACUUAGAAAACUAACUUCAAUACUACCGUCUCGAGAAUUUCCACAAGGUACUUGGCCUUCAUCAAUGCAAUUAGAUGUAGCUGAUCCUGAUUUUCACAAGCCGAGUCCUAUAGAUGUUUUAUUGGGUGCCGACGUGCAUGCUCACAUAAUUCUCGAUGGAAUACAUAAACACAACACUCUCGUUGCUCUUAACUCUCGCCUGGGUUGGUUGCUGGCUGGAAGCGUUUCACAAACUGUUACACAAAUACACAAUAUGGUUGUAGCCCAUAAUAAAUUGGAGGUGGAUCAGUUACUUAGGCAGUUUUGGGAGAUCGAAGAGCACGUUCCCCACAAAAAACCUAUGUCCGCAUCAGAAAUACAAUGCGAGGAACACUAUAAAAAUACUUACACACGUAAUGAUGAUGGUCGAUACGUAGUUCGUUUACCAUUUAAAGAAUUUCCUUCCACAAGUCUUGGUGAUUCAAAAACCUUGGCUGUUAAUCGUCUGCAACAGAUGGAGAAGAGAUUUUUACACAAACCUGAAUUUAAAAAUCAGUAUACUAAUUUUAUGGAUGAAUACCUGUCACACGAACAUAUGGAGAUGAUACCUGAAAAUGAACUUAAUACUAAUAAUAAAAAUAUAUAUUACUUACCUCACCAUGCUGUCCUUAGGCCGUCGAGCUUGAGUACAAAGUUGCGCGUAGUCUUUGAUGGUAGUGCUGUACCUGCAAAUGGAAAAUCAUUAAAUGAUGAACUGUUAAUCGGUCCUCCUCUUCUUCAAGAUAUUCGAUACUUAAUUACUAGAUGGAGACAACACAAAAUAUGUUUAGUUGCAGAUAUACAGAAGAUGUAUCGACAGAUACUUGUAUCUAAAAAAGAUAUAGAUCUACAAAGAAUCGUAUGGCGUGAAUCUCUCAAUGAUCCUAUUCAAGAGUACAGAUUACUUACCGUAACCUAUGGUACGUCUUGUGCUCCUUUUUUAGCUAUCCGUACAUUGCACCAACUUGCUGAAGAUGAAUGUGGUGAGUUUCCUAGAGAAGCUGAAAUUGUGAAGGAAGACUUCUACAUGGACGAUUUGUUAACAGGUACGUCAACAGAGGAAAGUGCAAUAUUUCUUCAAAAUCGGUUAACUGAAUUAUUAGCUCGAGGUGGCUUUCCUUUGCACAAAUGGUCGUCUAAUAGUAAACUAGUAUUGAAUCAAAUUUCGAACGACAAAAGAGAUUCUUUAAGUACAGUCACUAUUAAAGUAGAAGACACUAUUAAAGCUUUAGGUAUUAUAUGGAAUUCACAAACUGACAACUUUGAACUUACAUUAAAUUUAGAAUUUAAAUCCCACAAUGUCACUAAACGAACUGUUCUUUCUGCGAUAACUAAGUCCUUUGAUCCUCUUGGUUGGUUAGCACCUUCUAUUAUUGUUCUUAAAAUAUUCAUGCAGAAAUUAUGGCUAGCUGGAUUGGAUUGGGACGAGGAGCUACCACUAGAAUUAAAAACUGAAUGGUUCACUUACCUAGAUAAAUUUUCUCACAUGCAAAUCAUUCCCUUUCCAAGAUGGCUCAGUAUUUUAAAUACUACUACUAGAGUAGAAUUACAUGGCUUUAGCGAUGCAUCUUGUGCUGCUUAUGCUGCUGUUGUCUAUAUCAGGGUUUGGAAUGGCAAAAACGUUAAUGUUCAUUUAGUUUUUGCAAAAACACGUGUAGCUCCAGUAAAACAAAUCACGUUGCCACGACUUGAACUUUGUGGUGCUGUUUUAUUAGCCAAGAUGUUGAGCAGUCUUAAAACUGUUUUGAAAAUACAAAAUAAUUGUGUGUUCGCUUGGACUGAUUCUACUAUAGUUUUGGCGUGGUUACGCAAAACACCUGGUACUUGGACAACAUUUGUUGCUAAUCGAACAGCAGAAAUUUUAACUAUCGCAAAUAGUAGUCAAUGUCGUUAUAUUGAUACUUUUAAUAAUCCAGCAAAUUUAAGCUUACGAGGUUUAAAUCCGAAUGAUUUGAGACAGUCAAAACUAUGGUAG
Molecule: messenger RNA, 3558 nt
Organism: Galleria mellonella (greater wax moth)
Lineage: Eukaryota; Metazoa; Arthropoda; Insecta; Lepidoptera; Pyralidae
Exons: 1
Coding region: 1-3558 (1185 amino acids)
Source: RefSeq, a predicted model, not a curated record